AGAGAAGGGGAGGCUGGAGUUGGAAUGGGCCCCAGUGUGGCACAGCCGGCCCAAAGGUCUCUUGGGAUAACAGGCAGGAUGGGAAGCCGGGGAGGAGGGCGGGGGUAGGAGCUCGAUUCAAUGUCUCCCAGGCCCUGCCCCCCAGCCACUUCAGGCCAGGAAGUCCAUGCUGUGCCCAGAGGCCCCUCAGAGGGAGGGGGAAGACUUGGCAGGUCAGACUGCCCAGGAGGGCUGGAGAACGCUCAAGAAGGCGGGCAGGUGGGCUGCCAAUUCUUGGAAAGACUCAUUAACGAAAACCCCCAAGGCUGACCACCUUGGGGAAAGGCUCACCUUUCCAUGUGUAGCCGAUAAGGGCCAGGAGAUUCCACAGUUCAGGUAGUUCCCCCGCCUCCCUGGUGUUUUGUGGUCACCAUUAAUCAUUUCCUCUAACUGUGUAUAUAAGAGCUCUUUUGCCAGUGAGCCCAGUGCUCAGAGAGAAAGGCUAAAGUCCUAAGGAGGAUGUGGCUGCAGAACCUGCUUCUCCUGAGCACUGUGGUCUGCAGCACCUCCGCACCCACCCACCCACCCAGCCCUGCCACCCGGCCCUGGCAGCAUGUGGAUGCCAUCAAGGAGGCCCUGAGCAUUCUGAACCACAGUAAAGACACUGCUGCUGUGAUGGAUGAAACAACAGAAGUCAUCUCUGAAAUGUUUGACUCCCAGGAGCCGACAUGCCUGCAGACUCGCCUGGAGCUGUACAAGCAGGGCCUGCGGGGCAGCCUCACUAGUCUCGAGGGCCCCUUGACCAUGAUGGCCAGCCACUACAAGCAGCACUGCCCCCCCACUCAGGAAACUUCUUGUGAAACCCAGAUUAUCACCUUUAAAAGUUUCAAAGAGAACCUGAAGGAUUUUCUUUUUACCAUCCCCUUUGACUGCUGGGAGGCAGUCCAGAAGUGAAGCAGGCCAGACGGGCCAGAAGCCAGCCUGGGAGCUUACCUCACAGAUCGCUGUCCUCCCAUCCACAAAGAGCCAAACAAAACUCAGGAUCUUCACCCUGGAGGGACCACAGGGUGGGCCAGGGCUGUAGGGAGCACAGACUUGCUCUGGGCCAUGUUGACCCUGAUACGGGUGUGGUAGGGGAAACAGGAGAUGUUUUACACUGGCAGGGAUCAGUAAUAUUUAUUUAUAUAUUUAUGUAUUUUAAUAUUUAUUUAUUUAUUUAUUUUAUUUCAUACCCCAUAUUUAUUCAAGAUGUUUUACCAUAAUAAUAAAUUAUUAAAAACCUGUUUUUAUUUGUGCAGUUUUUCAGUUUGUUUUCUACCAUGAGCGAAUGCUCAAGGUGCUCUCCUUCACCCAGGUCAGGGAGGGGAGGAAGCUGGGAGUUGGGGCAGGGAACAGGGGCCUGCAGCAGAUCAGGCACAAUUGGACAGGCAGUGCUGUCAGAGCACAGGGGAGGUGACAGCCCUCCUGGGUGUAACAUUCUGCACAUCUGGACAUGCUUCCGUGGAUGCUCAAAGGCUCCCACCCCAGAGAGAGGUUUCCAGGUUCACUUGGAAGUCCAAGUAACCCAGACAGUGGGAAUCUUGCUCCAGAAAAGGGGGAUCACCCUUCCUGGGCAGGCGGGGGGUUCCUGGGCUUGGCUGGUCACUGGCUGAAUGGGCAAAACACCUGUGCCCUCCAGAGGCCUGGACCCUGUGGCCAUGCCCUGUCCCUCACACUCGGGGCUUCAGCCACUCCCAAGGUGAACCAGCAGAUAGACUAGCUGUUCAGGGAAAAAGAAACCAAACCACAGGGGUCAGAGCUCAGUAUAUUUACCAAACUUUCCCCAAGAUGAGUGAUCUUAAUCUUUGAGAGUCAGAAUGUAAGUUCAUAAUUUGUUGGUACAUGGCUCUAGUGUGGCAUGUUUUGGAGCUAGUUUUUGUUUUUACAUGAAGUUUUGCAUGUAAUUAGGCAUUUUCCCCCCAAAUCCACGGCCUUCCGGCUGAGAAAAUAGUAGCUCUCCUUCCUCUCCUUGCUUUGCCAAUGGGGCUGGAGGACUUGUUCCUGAACCUCUUCUCCUGUGUCCCUCCUGGGGUCUGUGAGGAAGAGGGUGUGUCCCCAAGCGUCAAGUGGGCAGCAGGGCCAGCCUUUACCUUGAUGGGUGGGCCUGGGGAAGCUCGUUUGGUGCAGUUCUAGCUCCUGCCUGGCUCUUUCUCCGUCCUACUUGCUCCCUCUGCUCUGGCUAUCUCACC
Molecule: messenger RNA, 2207 nt
Organism: Aethalodelphis obliquidens (Pacific white-sided dolphin)
Lineage: Eukaryota; Metazoa; Chordata; Mammalia; Artiodactyla; Delphinidae
Gene: CSF2
Product: colony stimulating factor 2
Exons: 4
Coding region: 499-933 (144 amino acids)
Biological process (GO): myeloid cell differentiation; immune response
Cellular component (GO): extracellular region
Molecular function (GO): cytokine activity; growth factor activity; granulocyte macrophage colony-stimulating factor receptor binding
Source: RefSeq, a predicted model, not a curated record